Messenger RNA from Gekko japonicus, 597 nucleotides. It is a transcript of the gene GUCA1A, whose product is annotated as guanylate cyclase activator 1A. The transcript is spliced from 4 exons. The coding region runs from base 1 to 597 and encodes 198 amino acids. Gene Ontology annotation, molecular function: calcium sensitive guanylate cyclase activator activity; calcium ion binding. Gene Ontology annotation, cellular component: cone photoreceptor outer segment; photoreceptor inner segment. Lineage: Eukaryota; Metazoa; Chordata; Lepidosauria; Squamata; Gekkonidae. The record is from RefSeq and is a predicted model, not a curated record. Gene Ontology annotation, biological process: visual perception; positive regulation of guanylate cyclase activity.
AUGGGGAACAUGGAUGGAAAGGCCGUGGAGGAACUGAGUGCUACCGAGUGCCACCAGUGGUACAAGAAGUUCAUGACAGAGUGUCCCUCAGGCCAGCUUACCCUACAUGAAUUCAAACAGUUUUUUGGCUUGAAAAACCUGAGCCCAUCAUCAAAUCAGUACAUUGAACAAAUGUUUGAGACAUUUGACUUUAACAAGGAUGGUUAUAUUGAUUUUAUGGAGUAUGUGGCAGCUCUAAGCCUAGUCUUGAAGGGGAAAGUGGAACAGAAGCUAAAGUGGUACUUCAAACUCUAUGAUGUGGAUGGAAAUGGCUGUAUUGACAGGGAUGAGCUACUAAACAUAAUCAAAGCAAUUCGCACCAUUAAUCCAUGUCAAGAAAUAAUGUCAGCUGAAGAUUUCACAAACAUGGUGUUUGAUAAAAUUGAUAUCAAUGGAGAUGGUGAGCUGUCUCUGGAGGAGUUCAUGACGGGUGUCCAGAAAGAUGAGCUUCUACUUGAUAUCCUCACCCGUAGUCUGGACCUGACACGCAUUGUGCGAAUGAUCAAGAAUGAUGGGAAAAACCCUGAUGAAGGGGGGUCAGCAGGAGCUGCAGAAUAG